AUGAAUUUAAUCCCACCCCCAUCACCCCAAGACCUCUUCCUCUAUCGCUACCAACACGCCACAAACCUAGGCUCCGUCUUCGUUCUGGAAAGAUGGCUCCGCAACAGCAUGUACGACGACACCCCCGGCUCCAGUGAACUAGAAGCUAUAAAACGAUCCCUACAAAUCCGCGGCCUCCACGAAACCCGCACAAAAUGGGAAACCCUCUGGCAAACAACCCUAUCCGACGACGACCUGCACUGGCUGAAACACACCGCGCGCUGUAACUCCAUUCGUCUCCCGAUAGGAUACUUUACGCUAGGGCCGGCAUUUUGUAUCGGUACGGAUUUCGAUGGCGAGCCGGGACAAGUGUAUCUCCACUGCUGGAAUACUGUCAAACACUUGAUUGAGAAGUGCUACGCAUACGGUAUCGGGGUCUUAAUCGAUUUCCACGGUGUUCCGGGUGGCGCGAACAGUGAAGGCCAUAGCGGGACUGAUUCCGGACGAGCUGAGUUCUGGGAAAACGAGCACUACCGCGCUCUAGCGCGAGACAGCAUCGCGUUCGUUAUCCAAGAAGUCAAAUUCCAUUCCCUCCACGGCGUCAUCGGAAUCGAACUAUGCAACGAAGCAACCUGGGAUCCACCGAACUUGUACGAAUGGUACGACUCGGUCAUCGAAGUCGCAAGUGCCAUCGACCCAUCCAUACCAAUCUACAUCAGCGACGCAUGGAAUCUCUCCGCAGCGCUAGACUACGCCCUGGGCAAGAAUCACGCCACCAUACCCUGCGACAGAAGUCCCGUUAUCGUGGACACGCACAAGUACUACUGUUUCAUGGAAGAUGACAGAAACAUGCAUCCAGAUGCUAUUCGCGAACGUGUUGCGAAUGAACUAGGUGAACUAUCUGAUCGGCAGGGCAACGUGUUCGACCGGAAAUCAGCAGUCGAGGUGUAUAUCGGGGAGUAUAGCUGCGCCAUGGACCAGCAUAGUUUCGAGCAUGGCGAUCCGUCGCAACGGCCUGGGUUGACAGUUGCGUUCGGGAAUGAGCAGAGUAGAACGUGGUCGGAUAAAGCUUCGGGUUCUGCAUUUUGGACGUUUAAGAUGGAUUGGAUGGAUGGUGGGGAUUGGGGGUUUAAGGAACAGGUUAAUACCGGCGCGAUUCCGGCGCCUCCGUGGCUUGCACUCUCAAGAGAGGAAGUGCGCGAGAGGCUAGGGCAGGCUGAUAUUCAAAGAGUUGAUCAUCACGAAGAAGCCUACUCUCAACAUGUCGGGUACUGGGACUCCGCAGCCCCGGGUGUAGACUUCGAACAUGACCGCUAUUCCCGCGGAUGGGACCUUGGAUACGCCGAUGCAGGGUACUUUUUCGGUGCGUUGGUGAACGGUAUGAUCCCCGGCCAACGCGAAGGAGGUGAGAAAAUCGGUGCUCUUGACCUCUGGGUCCGGAAGAGAAUCAUCGAAACGGGCGAGGUGAAUCAGGGUCUGGGCUGGGAAUGGGAGCACGGGUUCCGAAGGGGCAUUAGUGAUUUCUACUCCAUUGUUGGGGUUUAG
Messenger RNA from Aspergillus glaucus CBS 516.65, 1524 nucleotides. RefSeq lists its product as uncharacterized. The transcript has 2 exons. NCBI's taxonomy places the organism in Eukaryota, Fungi, Ascomycota, Eurotiomycetes, Eurotiales, Aspergillaceae. Gene Ontology annotation, molecular function: glucan endo-1,6-beta-glucosidase activity. Gene Ontology annotation, biological process: glucan catabolic process. The record is from RefSeq and is a predicted model, not a curated record. Gene Ontology annotation, cellular component: cell surface; extracellular region. Bases 1 to 1524 code for a protein of 507 amino acids.